This is a messenger RNA of Trichomonas vaginalis G3, 696 nucleotides long. RefSeq lists its product as uncharacterized. The transcript has a single exon. Lineage: Eukaryota; Parabasalia; Trichomonadida; Trichomonadidae. The record is from RefSeq and is a predicted model, not a curated record. Bases 1 to 696 code for a protein of 231 amino acids.
AUGAACUAUCUUGCAUACGGCAGAAAUGGCAAGAAAGAAUGGAUUGAACCAACGUUCAAAAAAAUUCUGGAAAUAGCCGAAAAAUUCCCAGAAUUUUCAAAAUACAUACAAAAUCAAUGGAUAUCAAACCAAGAAAGAUGGACAGCCGCUGAAAGAGAUGAAAAUUUAGCUCUCACAAAUAACAUUUCAGAAUCGAUUAACAAAAAAAUUAAAUAUUACUACUUUGGCGGAACAAUUUUCAUGAGAUUUGAUCGAUUUGUGAUGAAAUUAAUCGAUUUUAUCGUUCCUUCAUUUUAUUACAGAAUUUCUCAAGAUAUAAGGCUCAGAGACAAAAUUCCAAAUCCGUUGCCAUCUGAAAAAAAGCCAAAAAAGUCUACAAUCAGACUGGAUACAGAAAAAUGUAUAAUGCUCACUGAUAAAAUUAAAUCGUUAAUAGUUAACUCAUCAGCAAACUUAAAUACGCUUCAAUUGGGUUUAGAUGACCUACUUGAUAAAGUUGUCAAGGCAGCAAAGGUUCAAAAACGAAUGACCCAGUAUUUUUCGAAAUUAAGUAUCCCAAUGGAAAUCAAGCUUAGUAUUCUCACGCAAAUUACAGAAUUUGGAUGCAAUACCCCUCAAUUCAUUGUUGAGAAUGCCAAGUCUUUUCAAGAUAAAAUUAUUACAGAUUUCCACCUUCAAAUUUAUACAACAUUAUAA